CCUCAGGCAGUUGGAAUUGAGUUGGCAGCCAUAGGUGUCGUUCCAUUAGUCUUGGUUGCAGCAGUAGCAGGUUGGGUCUUGGUUAUUAUUGUCCGUCGCAGACAUCAGCGGAGAAAAGAGACCAAGGAAAUCAUCGAAGAGAUCAAAAAUAUCCACAGCAAUAGCUAUGCUAUGGAGUUUGUGAGGACAAGCAACGGAGCUAUCAGGCCACACCGCUCUGUGGAUAUCAGACGACCUUCAAACCCAACAAAAGACGAACAAGAUGACCUCAAAAUCCCGUUUGGCUGUCUCACUCUGGAUAAGGAGAUAGGGUCUGGGGCGUACGGGUCCAUCUACCACGCAGUGAUUGCCUGC
Messenger RNA from Geodia barretti, 354 nucleotides. The record is from the annotation of a GenBank genome assembly. Lineage: Eukaryota; Metazoa; Porifera; Demospongiae; Tetractinellida; Geodiidae.